AGCGAGAGAGAGAAAAAUAGAGAGAAAAAUAGAGAGAAAAAUAGGGAGAGAAGGAGAUACCUGACGCCACUGUGUAACGUCACUGUGUACAGCAAAUAAAACCCUCACGGUUGAAAGGACAGGAUACUUAACAUUAUGAACACUCAAUACAUACAGAUGACAGUCAUAUGUCUUCUGUGUUUUUGGACUUCGGGUUUAGCAGCGGAUCUACGAUGCAAUGAUAUGUAUGAAAAAGAUGGCAGAUGUUGUGGACUUUGUCCACCAGGCACAUUUUUGAAGAAGCACUGCACCACUCAUGCCAAAACCGACUGUGGUGACUGCCCAGCGGACUCCUACUCUGAGUUCAGUGACCGCGUAGAGAACUGUCAACCAUGCCUCAAAUGCCAACAGGUCUAUGCAAGAGCAUGCACCUCAACCGCAAACGCAAACUGUUUGUGUGGCUCUGGUUUCCUGUGCUCAGACCAUGUCUGCUCAAAAUGUGAAAAGGAAAAGAAAUGUCGCAAGGGAGAGGAACUGAAGAGGACAGGUUCCAGGGAAUACACUUGGAAAUGUGUCCCAUGUCCCAAUAACACAUACUCUGACACUGAACAGGGUCACUGCAAACCAUUGACACAGUGUGAUACACAUGGAUUUGUUGUGAUCUUCCCUGGGAACAAGACCCAUAACUCAAAAUGUGGUAUACAUGGGCAAGGAAACAAAGAGGACGGGCGUUACAUUCUGGCCACUGGCUUCUUCUUCUUUGCUGUCAUCCUCUUGGUGUUCCUCACUUAUGCCUGCAUCAGGAGAAUCGGGCACAAGCCUGAAGCUAAUAUACAUGGUCUCCCGCUGUCAAAAGAGGAGAGUGAAGGCCAGCUCAUCCAGCAUGCUGAAACCAAGGACAAUGCCAGCCAGAUUCUGCUCUCCAUGGCGAGCAUCUCCACUGUGUGAUAUCUUACAUCUGCUUGCAGGAGGGCUUUGACUUCAGGGUAGCAUGUCAGCUAGUCCUGAAUGAACAAAUGCUACUUCUACAAUUUGUUUUGCAGUUAGCUUGCUAUAAUUACCUUGUCUUUUGUAAUCUUGUUUGUUGCUAUUUCCUUUAUUUGUGCAGUCUUUCAUCAAUACUAAUUACUAUUUUAUAUAGCUUUUCUUACUUUUUUUGCACAAUUAAUACUGUUUUGACUCUUUCUAAAGAAUCCCAACAUUUUUCGUUUUUUAUUUAACCUUUAUUUAUACAGGUUUUCGCGCAUUAAGAUAAAAUCUAUUUUUCAAGA
Salvelinus namaycush (lake trout) is the source of this 1250-nucleotide messenger RNA. RefSeq names its product tumor necrosis factor receptor superfamily, member 18 (gene tnfrsf18). The transcript has 7 exons. Gene Ontology annotation, molecular function: tumor necrosis factor receptor activity; antigen binding; CD154 receptor binding. Gene Ontology annotation, cellular component: CD40 receptor complex; external side of plasma membrane; plasma membrane. The coding region runs from base 136 to 927 and encodes 263 amino acids. The record is from RefSeq and is a predicted model, not a curated record. Gene Ontology annotation, biological process: positive regulation of interleukin-12 production; positive regulation of angiogenesis; positive regulation of transcription by RNA polymerase II. NCBI's taxonomy places the organism in Eukaryota, Metazoa, Chordata, Actinopteri, Salmoniformes, Salmonidae.